Molecule: messenger RNA, 2081 nt
Organism: Acanthopagrus latus (yellowfin seabream)
Lineage: Eukaryota; Metazoa; Chordata; Actinopteri; Spariformes; Sparidae
Gene: foxq1b
Product: forkhead box Q1b
Exons: 1
Coding region: 623-1519 (298 amino acids)
Biological process (GO): cell differentiation; anatomical structure morphogenesis; regulation of transcription by RNA polymerase II
Molecular function (GO): DNA-binding transcription factor activity, RNA polymerase II-specific; RNA polymerase II cis-regulatory region sequence-specific DNA binding
Source: RefSeq, a predicted model, not a curated record
UUUUGUUUGUUUUUUUUUAUAAAAGGCGAGUCAAGAGAGAAAAAUAUUUAAAAUCUGAACCAAGACUGCUGAUUUAAGUUGUGAAUAAGCUGUCCUGAAGUCCCGACAGAUACAUUAUUUGAUACAAUUUUUUUUCCAACUAAUCUUCCAACAACAAAGCGCAAAACUGUGUAGACAAACAGAUGAUGAUGGUGUGUUUCUCAUCAUGUGUGUUAUAAAGGCAGCUGCACUGUACAGCAAUUAUUUGUCAUGCCUUCCCUCUCUCGCCUCACUCCCUCACUGUUUUUCCUGCACUGGCGUGCCACGGUAGCGCCCAAUUGUAAACAUACAUAUAUUAUAUCCCUCAAUCGCUUCAAUGGAUUCGGGCUGGAAACCCCGCCUGUGGGCCGUCCCUUGCCGAGGCAUUAUAUUAUAGCAAGACAAGCGUGUCUCCGGAGACAGAUCAGUGCUCUGCUGCUCCACACUGAGGCUCAGGGUGCCUCCAGCGCUUCAGACGAGUCUUUACAACACAAACACUCAGAGACAUUUGCUGUCAGGACUGCUGCACCUGCUCCGCUGCUCAGCUGAGACUGUAACGGAGGAGACACUUGAGGCAGGCGAUCGCUCUUCUUUUGUGAGGAAGAUGAAACUUGAAGUGUUCUCUGCGCACCACUUCGCGCAAAAGCCGCUGGAGUUGUGCAUGGACGCGGAGGUGGGAGUCCCGUCUCCUCUAUCCGGGGACGAGCUGGGGUCGGACGGGGACUGCGUGGCCAACAGCCCGGCACCUGUCACCCAGAGCGGCGACGGCAGCAAGGGGAAGCCGUACACCCGCAGACCCAAGCCCCCUUACUCCUACAUCGCGCUCAUCGCCAUGGCCAUCCGGGAGUCCAGCAGCGGUCGCCUCACUCUGGCAGAGAUCAACGACUACCUGAUGAAGAAGUUCCCAUUUUUCCGCGGCAGCUACACCGGCUGGAGGAACUCGGUGCGCCACAACCUGUCACUCAACGACUGCUUCCUCAAAGUGCUGCGGGACCCGUCCAGGCCCUGGGGCAAGGACAACUACUGGAUGCUCAACCCGCAGAGCGAGUACACCUUCGCUGACGGGGUGUUCCGCCGCAGGAGGAAGCGCAUCGCCAAGAGGUCCCCCAAGGAGCAGGAGAGCCCGGACAUCCUGAGCGAGGACACCCGCCUCCCCGCCCCGGAGGAGAGGGUGGGGGCCAAGUUCUCCAGCUCCUUCGCCAUCGACAGCAUCCUCAGCACACCCUUCAAACGGAGGGAGGACAGUCACAUUGACGCAGACACCCACGGCCCACGGCUCUACUGGCCCCCAGGGGCCCACAUACUGCCGUACGCGCUCAGCUAUCCGGCGCAGCACACGUACCUGUCAGAGGCGCAGUACAGCGGCACGGAGCCCGGCAGGGACGCACUCUCAUACCUCCAGCACGCAGCAGCGGGCAUGACCGCACCUGAGGCCGCUCUGCACUCGCUCAAGGUGCCCAGCAAGACGCGCGGGUUCCAUAUAGACUCUCUGCUGUCAUAGAGCCCGCCGGGCUGCCGUCAGGCGCGUGUGUUCUGACCCAUGAUGUGCACUUUUGUGGGCGCUCUUAGCUUUCAGUGCUUUUAACUGUUUCAUCCUGACUGCUGUGAGUCAUUUACAGUGAAAAAAAACAAAAACAAAACAAAACGAAACGAAAACAAACAUGGCGUCUUGUUAAUAUAAAUCUAACUGUGUGGUCAUCGCAGGACAUUCCACUGUGUAUGUGUGUGUAUAUGUGUGUGCGUGCGUGCGCGUGUGCUUGAGUUGUUUAGAGAGAGACGCAUUCACGGUUCAUUGGUCAUUUCUACUGUAUGACGGCAACCAAAGCGCCACGUUGAAACAUAAAACUAUUCAUCUAUUUAUAUUUUCAUGUUUUGUACGACCUGCUGUAUAAAAUAUUGUUGUAAAUAUGUAAAACGUAUUGACUGAGCUGCGAUGAGGAGUCACGUGGCUGCACUAGAAAACGCAUGGAAAUGUUGUUGUUAUUUUUUUUCUUCCUGAGAUUGAUUCAUGCAUGCCUGGUAUUUUUUAUGAAUAAAGAGAAGAGAAAAAAAAACGUGAGACA